Messenger RNA from Pleuronectes platessa (European plaice), 5210 nucleotides. It is a transcript of the gene dgki, whose product is annotated as diacylglycerol kinase, iota. Gene Ontology annotation, cellular component: nucleus. Gene Ontology annotation, biological process: intracellular signal transduction; diacylglycerol metabolic process; regulation of synaptic transmission, glutamatergic. Bases 469 to 2595 code for a protein of 708 amino acids. The transcript has 32 exons. Lineage: Eukaryota; Metazoa; Chordata; Actinopteri; Pleuronectiformes; Pleuronectidae. The record is from RefSeq and is a predicted model, not a curated record. Gene Ontology annotation, molecular function: ATP-dependent diacylglycerol kinase activity; protein binding.
CUCGGCCCCUCGCAGCCCUCCCCGCCUCCGGCCUCCAACGGCCCCAACAAGGAGCUCCGCACCGGCGUGGACUGGACGGAGAACGCCGUGAACGGAGAUCACCUGUGGACGGAGACGAGCUGCUCAGGAGACCUGUGCUACCUGGGAGAGGACACCUGCUUACUGAAGACCGCAAAGUCGGCCCCCAGGAAGAAAUGUGCAGCCUGUAAGAUCGUGGUUCACACCGGCUGCAUAGAGCAGCUAGAGAAGAUUAACUUCCGCUGCAAGCUGACGUUCAGAGAGGGAGGAUCCCGAUGCCUCAGAGAUCAGAACGCACUGAGACAUCACUGGGUUCACAGACGGAGGCAAGACGGCAAAUGUAGACAAUGUGGAAAGAGUUUUCAACAGAAGUUCUUCCACAGUAAAGAAAUCAUCGCCAUCAGUUGUUCUUGGUGUAAACUGGCCUUCCACAACAAGGUGACGUGUUUCAUGCUGCAUCAGAUCGAGGAGCCGUGUUCUCUGGGGGCCCACGCUGGAGUCAUAGUGCCCCCCUCCUGGAUCAUCAAAGUCAGGAAACCACAGAGCUCACUGAAGAACUCGGCAAGGAGAAAAAAGCGGACGUCUUUUAAACGAAGGACAAGCAAGAAGGGACUGGACGAUUCUAAAUGGCGUCCGUUCAUGUUGAAGCCGCUUCCCUCUCCUCUCAUGAAGCCCAUCUUGGUUUUCGUCAAUCCGAAGAGCGGCGGCAACCAGGGUGCCAAGGUGUUGCAGAUGUUCAUGUGGAUCUUGAACCCUCGACAGGUGUUUGACCUGUCGCAGGGCGGCCUGCGGGAGGCGUUGGAGCUGUACCGGAAAGUGCCAAACCUGAGGAUCCUCGCCUGUGGAGGAGACGGGACGGUCGGCUGGAUCCUGUCCACGCUCGAUGAGCUGCAGAUGAACCCCCAGCCUCCGGUCGCCGUUCUUCCUCUGGGAACAGGAAAUGACCUCGCCAGGACGCUCAACUGGGGCGGGGGUUACACUGAUGAGCCCGUGUCCAAGGUUCUGUGUCAUGUGGAGGACGGUUCUGUUGUGCAGCUCGACAGGUGGAACCUGCUGGUGGAGAAGAGUGCUGCUCUGCCAGAGGAGGGAACGCAGAAGCUUCCUCUCAACGUGUUCAACAACUACUUCAGCCUGGGCUUCGACGCUCACGUCACCCUGGAGUUCCACGAGUCCAGAGAGGCCAACCCGGAGAAGUUCAACAGCCGCUUCCGCAACAAGAUGUUCUAUGCAGGAGCUGCGUUCUCAGAUUUCCUCCAGAGAAGCUCAAGGGACUUGUCCAAGCACGUCAAAGUGGUGUGUGAUGGUACAGAUCUGACCGCCAAGAUCCAGGAGCUGAAGUUCCAGUGCAUCGUGUUUCUGAACAUUCCCAGGUACUGUGCUGGCACCAUGCCGUGGGGAAACACAGGCGACCACAGAGACUUCGAACCCCAGCGCCAUGAUGACGGCUGCAUCGAGGUCAUCGGCUUCACCGUGGCGUCACUGGCGGCGCUACAGGUCGGAGGUCACGGGGAGAGACUCCACCAGUGUAGAGAGGUUGUGUUAACGACCUUCAAGACCGUUCCUGUUCAGGUGGACGGUGAGCCAUGUCGUCUGGCCCCCACCACCCUCCGCAUCUCCCUCCGAAAUCAGGCCAACAUGGUCCAGAAGAGCAAGAGACGCACCUCAGUGCCCCUGCUGAACGACCCUCAUGCAGUUCCAGAUCGUCUGCGUCUGCGAGUGAAUCGAAUCAGCCUCCAGGAGUACGACCGGCUGCAGUACGACAAGGAGCGACUCAGAGACAUCUCCAUCCCUGUCGGCAUCGUGGUGGUACGAGGAGACUGUGACCUGGAGACGUGCCGACUCUACAUCGACAGACUUCAAGAGGACUUACACCAGGCGCCAUCUACUGGCCACAGAGUGCACUACCAGGACGAGAGCAGAGGCGUCUCCAGGACCAGUUCAUCCAGUCGAUUGUCUCCCAACUGGAGCUUCUUGGAUUCAACAUCAGCUGAUCGCUUCUAUCGUAUCGACAAAGCUCAGGAGCACCUCCACUUUGUGACGGAGAUCUGUCAGGAUGAGGUUUUCAUCCUGGACCACGAGGGGCCUGUGGUUAGCCCGGGGGCGUCCACGGGGAUGCCUGAUCUGGUGGUGGAACCUUCAGCAGGCGCUCCACUGACACCUGAGGAUCAAGCUCUGUUUACUGCUGCCACCUCUGGAGAUCUCUCUGUGCUGUCGGAGUGUGUGCGUCGAGGCAUCAGCUUGUUGGGCCGAGACUCCGGCGGCUGCUCGGCGCUUCACAUCGCGGCUCAGAACGGACACGCCGACCUGGUCAGCUUCAUCCUGCAGCAAGGCUCCAAAGUGCAGCUGGAGUUAACAGACAGAGAAAAAGGGGACACUGCCCUGCACAAAGCCGCCUCUGAGAAGCAGCAUGCAGUUUGUCGACUGCUGGUUGAGGCCGGGGCGUCGCUGGAGAAGACCAACUUCCUGGGGAAGACUCCAGCGGACCAGGCGGAGGGCGACUCGGAGCUCGCCUCCUACCUGAGCACCCAGCAACACAAAGCCUGUUCCACUCAUGAAGACUUGGAGACGGCGGUCUGAGGCGCACACAGACACACACACACUCACACACUCACACACUCACUCUGCCUCCGUGGACUCACACACUCGCAGUGGAGAGGAACGUGUGUGAGGAAAGUGUUUAGAUGAACGACCGGAGUCGGGCUCCACGUCGAGGAGAAGAACCGGUGGAGCCGCCGCCGCGCCGCAGUGGAGAUUUUAAUCAACUAUUUAUUUGUAUUUAUUUAUUCAUAUUGUAUUUAUUGGCUGUGCUGAUUGGUUGGUCGACUGAUUGAUUGUCGGACAUGUGACGGCUCAGGAUGCAAAGUGCACUUUGAGCGGCCGCGGCGGGUUCGUGAGUCACCGGGGGAAUCGAACCCGUGAAGAGACGCCUCUCGUCUUCUAAGGGAUUUAUUUCAGUCGCAGAUCUUCAGAGGUCACGAGUUUUAAUUCAGUGAGAAACGUGGUCGGUGGUGGAAAGCGUCAGAAUAACAAGAAGUCUCCUGUCAGAGCCGAUAGUGACGGUUUGUGUGUUUACCCAUAAAAAAUAACGUGUGCCAAAGACAUUGCACUGAUGUCGUCCAGAGUCCACGGUUUCACCAACGCUCCCAGAAUCCAUCAGUGUGUCGUGUGUGUUUGUUCGGCCUCCGGGGGGGAGGGCGGGGGGGGACCACAGGAUGUCCCAAACUCUCCGGUCCCUCAAUUAAAAAAAAUGUGAAACCAAAACUAACCAGAAAUCGUCCUCGGAGUCGGAGUCGCUCUCUUCAAGAUAUGCAAACGAUCUCCAUGCUUUUUAUCACAUGUUGUUUCACCGAGCUUUGAUUUCAUCACACUUUUAUUUCUUCAGCUGCUUUUUUCAAAUCCACCGUCAGAAAAUAUAAUUCAUAAAUUAACAAGAGCAACACAAACAGAACACGUGUUCCAGAACAGGAAUAUUUCUUUAUAUAAUAUUUCUUUCUUUAUAUUUGAAAAAGACCCAGGAACCUUCAGGGUGAACAUUUAAAACAUCUAACGUUUAAAAAUGAGCUGCAGCCUGGACCAGUAGUGGACCAGUAGUGGACCAGUAGUGGACCAGUAUCAGGAUUAAAACCCUACACCCUAUUAAAACAUGAAUUAUGAGCAGGUGCAGUUUAUUUUGAAGGAUCAACCAGAUUAUGUUUUUAAUAAACAGUGAAUUUAAAGCUAAAUCAGUAACGGACAAAAACCUCUCAAGCUGCCGUCACACAAAUUACACAAUGGGCUUGUGUGUAUCUGGUACUCCUGAAGCGACAAAGCUUUGUGUGUCUGUCUGUGUGUUUGUGUGUGUGCGUGUGUGUUUGUGUGAGACAAUACGUCCCAUUUCAUAUCAAAUCAAAAAAGAGACGCAAGUGCACCAGAGAGAGACUCACUCUGCUCUGUGCAGCGUCUACACACCUACAGACUGUGUGUGUGUGUGUGAGUCUGUGUGUGUCUGUGUGUGUGUCUGCAGCAUUUAUCCAAGAAGAAAAGAACAAUCUGAGCCAUAUUCGAUGCAAUAGGAUCGAUGACGUCUCUUUGCGUUUCUCUAUUAAUCGUUUACAUUACAUUAAUGUUUUUAACGUCCGUUUAGCACCGAGGACUCAUGAAUGUGCAAUUUAACUUCAGUGCUGGUUGAGUAUAUGAUGUCUUGGUAUUUUUUUUUUAUUUUGUAUUAUUAUACCUGUUAUGAUUUGUAUUCUGUGUGCACGUAUAUCACUGGAUUGAACUCAGCCCUGUGACGUCUCUUCACAUCCAACCUGUCGUGACUAAAUUCACAUUCUCAAGUGGAAACAAGUUUUUUCCGGGGACGUAGAAAAUCUCCCGGAGACGCUCGGCCAUCGUAGAAGUCUCGUUUUCAGCAGCUACACAAAUUCACAGAUUUAAUCAAAUGACUUUUUCAGUUUUUUUGUCGGGUUUGUGUGUUUUUUAUUAACCGUUGAACACCAGACACGUCACAAUCCAGAUCUCUGGAAAAAAAACCUGGAUCUUGAGUUAGUCAGUUUGGCUUAAAUCAGUAUUUCCAAGGUGUAAAAUGAAUCUUCUGCAUUUUUUUUUAAGUAUUUAUACCAAACACUUUGUUACAUGACAAACCACAAACAGAGUUAAUCCCCUCGUGUGGCUGCAGGGGGCGCUGUGGCUCGGUAACUGUCACAUAGCGUUGCUUUAAGUCCUCGUCGGUUUGGUGUUAGCUUGUAGCGUAGCAUGACGCGUCAGUGUUAUUCUGGUCAUGUGCCGGUCUUCAACAUCCACUUCGGCUAAAUUUACGUUUUAAAUCUCAAAUAUUGUUUUUUUUUUUGAUUCCUUUAUUUUAAUCGACAUUAAUCUUUGCUGAACUUCUACGAUGGCUGCCAGUGUCGAGAUGACAUCAUUCAACUGAACCACGAGUUGUUGUUUUAAUGAAGUGACAGAAGUGAUGAGCUCGGCCCGUUCUGAACGACACACACACACACACACACACACACACACACACACACACACAGACACACACGCUUCGUAUCACUCUCUGUUCAGUAGAAACAGGACUUUGUAUUAAACUCCUCAGCGUUGGUCAUGCAUGGCAUUUUUUUUUUUUUUCUUACAUCUUUGGGAUUAUUUUCUGGCAAUGGCAUAAAAAAAUGGCAUUAUUGUUGUUCAAACUAUUAAAUUAUUAUAGUUUUAAA